Messenger RNA from Cucumis melo (muskmelon), 1559 nucleotides. RefSeq names its product bark storage protein A. The record is from RefSeq and is a predicted model, not a curated record. The coding region runs from base 418 to 1299 and encodes 293 amino acids. Gene Ontology annotation, biological process: nucleoside metabolic process. The transcript is spliced from 4 exons. Gene Ontology annotation, molecular function: catalytic activity. Lineage: Eukaryota; Viridiplantae; Streptophyta; Magnoliopsida; Cucurbitales; Cucurbitaceae.
CCCAAGCCACAUGCCAAUGAAUUCUCACGUUUUUCUUAUUGACUUGGUAACAAAAUAAAAGCCAUAUCCUUCACCAUCAUUUAUCUCUUUCAUUUGUACAAUUAUUCAUAGGCUCUUCGAAAGAAACUUUGUUUGAGUUUGGAGAGGAAACAUGGAGAGCCAUUUGAUUUUGGUGAUAUUAAGUGUGGCUGUAAUGAUAUCGGAGAUUAGCCUCAUGACUCAUGCAGCUGUUCCAAAGACUAUUAUGAAGCAUAUUGGUAGAGUAAACAAAAAUGGCCCUUAUUUGGGCAUAGUGGUGCCUAAUGCUUUUGAAAUGGAUCCUCUUCUUCAAUCUCCAAGCUUGGUGGUCGAUCAUGAUCUUCCUUACUUUGAUUUUUGUCAAAUCUUCAUAUAUUAUACUUUUGUGUACACAAAAAGAUGAUAAUUGAUAUUUGUCACUGUUUUACUUUUCUUUUUUUCUUUUUUCUUUUUUUUUAUUUUAUAGGUCGAUGGUUUCGAUUUGGACGUAUAAGAGGCAAGAAAGUUAUAAUUGUAAUGACAGGACUAAGCAUGCUUAAUGCAGGAACAACCACAGAAUUGCUUCUAACUCUGUUUAGAGUAAAAGGAGUGAUUCAUUAUGGAAUAGCAGGAAACGCAGAUCCUCAGCUUGAAAUUGGGGAUGUAACAAUUCCUCGAUAUUGGGCUCAUACAGGCCUAUGGAAUUGGCAGCGGAUCGGAGAUGGACCAGAUGACGAACUUGCAUUAGAAUCCAAUGGAGAUUACACAAGAAAAAUUGGUUUCCUGAAAUUUUCCAACUUCAGUACAGUUGAUACAAAGACAGAAACAUCUGUAGACAACCUUUUGAACAAUGUGUGGUACCAACCAGAAGAGAUCUUCCCUGUGGAUGGAACUCCUGAAAUCAGACAGCAUGUUUUUUGGAUUCCCGUGGACAAACACUACUUUUCAUUAGCCAAGAAACUUGAGGGAUUGAAGUUGGAAAGGUGUCUGAAUUCAACAAAUUGCUUGCCAAGAGCUCCUAUUGCAGUGAGAGUGCAAAGAAGUGUCAGUGCUAAUGUGUUUGUUGACAAUAAAGCUUACAGAGAGUUCCUGCAAUCAACAUUCAACGUGACCUCCAUUGACAUGGAAACUGCAGCUGUGGCACUCGUUUGUCUUCGACAAAAGAUACCCUUCAUUGCAAUUAGAUCGUUGUCUGAUUUGGCUGGUGGAGGCUCUGCUUUGUCCAAUGAGGCUGCAACCUUUGCCGUAUUAGCAUCCCAAAACGCUGCCACUGCUCUUGUUAAAUUCAUUAGUUUACUGUAAUAAAGCCGAAAGAUACCUGCAGUUUCUGCAACGACAAUCUAAGAAGCACUGACACUUUGGUUUGGAUAGCUUGUCCGUGUCCGACACGUGUCUAACACUUGAACACUCUGACACUUGGUGGACACCUAUUGGAUGCUUGUUAGUGCAACAAAUGUAUUAGACAUGGCAUAGAACACUCGUUGAAUAGACUAAAAAGACACAUAUAUCACAAUAAUAAUAACUUUUAAGCAUGAAAUAUAUCAAACUAAGUCUUUUAAACA